Molecule: messenger RNA, 948 nt
Organism: Neurospora hispaniola
Lineage: Eukaryota; Fungi; Ascomycota; Sordariomycetes; Sordariales; Sordariaceae
Product: cytochrome oxidase c subunit VIb-domain-containing protein
Exons: 4
Coding region: 304-657 (117 amino acids)
Biological process (GO): mitochondrial respiratory chain complex IV assembly
Cellular component (GO): mitochondrion; mitochondrial intermembrane space; respiratory chain complex IV
Source: RefSeq, a predicted model, not a curated record
UGGAAGCUCAGCUCAGUCAAGGAGCCCAACACAAACCUAAGCUCCAACUGAGGUACCUACCCGGUACUAAACUACUGAUAGCGGGCCAAGAGCUCGAUAAGCUUCCAUCCCAGAAGCUUGGCUCGGGAAUCAUUCGCGAAUUCAAUCCAAAGUUCAAGUUGCCCAAGUUUCCGGUUUGCCAAACCUACGUGAACAACCACUGCAUCGCAAUCAUCAACGUCUACUCUUGCCGCCCCGACCGGCUCCCUAAGAACACACCAAAUCCCGACUCCAACCCGAAACGACCGCAGCACAGCAUUCACAAUGGUCCUAGGCCUCUUUGAACAAUCCGAAGCCGACAAGCGCGCGGCCGAGGUACGCGCGGGCACCGUUGCGCCCACACGCUCCGAGCGCCAAAAGUGCUGGAUGGCGCGCGACGGCUACUUUGCCUGCUUGGACCGGAACAACAUCAUUGACGCCCUCAAGGACGAGAAGGCGGCCGCGAAAGCGUGCAAGGCCGAGAGCGCCGAGUUUGAGAAGGAUUGCGCUGCUCAGUGGGUUACAUACUUCAAGAAGUGGCGCGUCCAAGACAUCCAAAAGAAGGCUCGUCUAAAGGAGCUCGAGGCCCAGGGCGCCGUCAAGAUGGACGUCAACACCGACUUCAAGGCCCGCGAGUAAAUCGAUUCCGUCCUGAUUCGACUCGGUUCGGUUGUCAUCGUUCCGGAAAGCGACUGAUCAGGAAAGUUGGGGUGGGAGAAAGAGAAAAGAGGAGGGACGUUGUAAAGAUAGUGUGUACUUGGUGUAUGUACCGUAUAUAUGCAUGGGAUAAGGCGUUUAAAUUUGAGUUGAUUGGGUAUCUAAGGGGGGAAUUCCGGUUUCCAACAUUGGUCAAGUCGGGUUGUUUCACUGUGAGUGUUGAUUGUGGGAAUGUCUAAAAGGGCUAUCAAGUCCUCAGCCGGUCAGGCGCCC